Molecule: messenger RNA, 507 nt
Organism: Acanthosepion pharaonis
Lineage: Eukaryota; Metazoa; Mollusca; Cephalopoda; Sepiida; Sepiidae
Source: the annotation of a GenBank genome assembly
AUGGACACAGCUAAAUGGAAUAUUGUCCAUAUUGUAUUUGCUAUAAACCCAUUAAAGUACUUAAAGGGUUUGCCUCUCUCUCUCUCUCUCUCUCUCUCUCUCUCUCUCUCUCUCUCAUAUCUAUAUGGUACUUUCCAGUCUUUCUAUUCAUGCCUAUUAUUGUUUCUUCCUCUACUCUUCUUUACUCCCUAUUUUCUCUUUUUACUUCUUUAUCCUUACCUUUCACCUAGUUCUCUUUUUUUUUCUUUUCUUUUACCUCAUCCUUUUUUAUCCAACUUCUCUCUCAACAUUCUCUUUUUUUUAUUUCCCUCCCUUCCUUCUACUUUUUUCUUUGAUUUCCUUAUCUUUCUCCUACUCUCAUCUUUUCCUUUCUUUCUUUUUUUUCUGAUUCUUCCUUUUCUUUACUUUUUUCCUUUUUAUUUUCCUUCAAAUACCCUUUUUUGUUUUCCUGCAUUCUGCCUUUGCCUCUUCUUUCUCUCCACAUGUCUUUCAUCAUUUUAUUCUUAG